Molecule: messenger RNA, 3387 nt
Organism: Grammomys surdaster
Lineage: Eukaryota; Metazoa; Chordata; Mammalia; Rodentia; Muridae
Gene: Slc9c2
Product: solute carrier family 9 member C2 (putative)
Exons: 26
Coding region: 1-3387 (1128 amino acids)
Biological process (GO): proton transmembrane transport
Cellular component (GO): membrane
Molecular function (GO): sodium:proton antiporter activity; monoatomic ion channel activity
Source: RefSeq, a predicted model, not a curated record
AUGCAGGUUAGUCCUGGAAGAGUGAUGUUAAACAAUAGUUUUUCUUUCUGGGCAACAAAAAAUGACAACAAGCCUGAUUUACUCUGUGGGAGGCCAGCGGAUUACUUUGUGGUCCAGAAGCAUUUCACAAUUCUUAUAUGUGCCACUAUUGUUUUGGGAGGGUUUUCAAGGAUGGUCUUAAAGAACUCUGAGGUCUUUGUCUUGAUGAUUCUCUCUCUGUCGGGAUUUGUGACAGGGCGACUGGCUUACCAUUUUGUUGAGGUGCACCAAAUUGUCUACCCUCUUCUAAAAACACCAAGCUUUUCACUGUAUAGUUAUUUUUUACCUUUAAUUGUAUUUGUGGCUGCUUUGGAUGUGGACUUUUAUAUAGUCAAGAACGUGUUUUGGCAGGUCUUGCUAACAGGCGUGAUUAGUUUUGGCACAGCGCUCUCCAUCAUUUCAUUCGUGGUCCUGAAAAUGCACGACGACACGUGGGACGUGCAGUGCAGCAUGCUCUUCAGCAUCACCAUGUGUAUCAUAGACCCUCUUCACUCCGUCAACUCUCUCAAGACGAUCGGCAUUUCUAAAAUGUACACGGAUAUUAUAAGAGGAGAGUCGCUGAUCAUUUGUAGCUUCACAUGCAUUUUCUUUGGAAUUUUUCGAGGCCACACAACUAACUUUUCCAUGUUCAGGGAGUUACACGUGAUCAUUGGACUCAGCUUUGAUAUUUUUGGAAGUACAAUAUGUGGAUACUGGUGUACAAGAGUCAUUCAGAUUAUAUUGACCGACCUCUUUAGCAACUCACUGACGAACGUUGUUCUCUGUUUUUCACUGGUGUACAUGACUUUUUACCUUGUGGAAUAUUUCGGAAUGUCGGGCAUUGUUGCCUUGGUCACCGUCGGCCUGAAUUUGGAUUCUUUAAGCUUUAAGCCAAGGAUGGAAUUCAUAAUUACUAAGUUCUUAAUAAUGUGUUCCUCUGUAUACGAACACUUAAUAUAUGCUUUCUUCGGCAUUGUUAUUGGCUGUGGAGAAAUCCAGUAUUUCAGAUUUCACUCCCUAGUUUUCAUUGUGACUUUAUUCGUAACAGUGAAUUUUGUAAGGCUGCUUACCAUCAUUUUAGUGAGCCCUAUUUUGAUGCAUUCAAGUUAUGAGUAUGACUGGCGUUGGGGAGUCGUCAUUGCGUGGUCUGGGAUCAGAGGUGUCUUCAGCUUACUCUUAGCUCCCGAUAUUUACAAUUUUUCGGAAUUUAAGUUACCGGCGCCACAUAUGAGUAGCUUUGAAAAGCAGUGUAAUGAUGGUAUCCUUGGAGUAGAGGCAGCUCGAAUAUUAAUCGGUGCCACCAAAAGCUACUGCCCCAUCCACGGAAAAUUCAUGAGUAUUUCUGAUGUUUCAACUUACGUGAGAGCUAGAAGUUGGCUUAUAAAGUUUAAAAACAUGUUAACUUACAUAGAAUAUCACAAAGAAAGGGUCCUUUUUACUGUGCCUGGGAAUAAUAAAUUUCUGAUUUUUGUCUACCGAAUUAUAAUUUCAGAAGAAUUUGAAUAUGCAUCACAUGUUGUAACAGUCAUGUAUAUUUUCCCUAUGAUAAUACAUUUGUGGCCAACUGCAAGAGAGUUAAAUGUAUCGGCACUGACAUCCAUAAACUACUACUUUAUGUUUUUAUAUACAUUAGAAUCAGCACUGAAGAUGCUAAUUUUGAAAAGGAAAUAUUUUCUUCAGAAUUGGAACACUUUGGACUUUUUUAUCAUAGUCAUUGGAAUCAUUGAUAUAUUGUGCAUGUACUUCGUUAAGCUGAGGCCAGACAGCUUGGUUUUCAUCCAGAUUACGGUGGUGAUAGGCUAUUUAAGAGUGAUUAGGUUUCUCCCCAUCUUCAAGAUUAUAGUACCAAUACUAAUAAAUAUGGCAGACAUUCAGAUCAAAAAGAGCCUCAGCUUGAUGUACAGUAUUACAAAAGGCUAUGUCAAAAGUCAGGAAGAUGCCAAGCUUUUGGUAAGGCAAAUUUCUGGACGUGAAUCAAUCUAUCGGAAAUUAUAUGACAUUUUAGAAAAGAACAAACGAGAAGCUAUUAGAGAGCUAGGACUCAUAGAGCAUGAAGGCCGUGAUGUCGUCAUAGCUCUGAAGACAAAGCAGACAGUCCGCAACGUGAUUGCCAAAGCCCUGAAAAACCUCACCUUUCUUUGGUCAAGAGGCAUCAUUGACAAGCAUGAGGGCAUUGAGAUGAACAAGGUACUUCUUACAAAAAUCAAAGCCUUGAAUAACUUUCCAAUGGCGAUCCCACCUCCCACCCCUGACAAAUACCUUCCCAACAUCAUCUGGAUGGAAAAUAAAGAUGUUCUCAUUGAGUUUUUCAAGGAAAGAACCAAACUCACUUACUUUGACUAUGGGGAUAUCAUUUGUAGAGAAGGUGAAAUGCCGCAAGGAGUCUUCUUAAUUAUUUCAGGAAUGGCGAGUCUACAUAGCUCAUCUCCAAACUUUGGGAUAGACGCAAGCCACAUAAAUGACAGACAGUACAAGAUUAUGUAUACAGAGUACUGUACCAGUGGGGAUGUACUUGGUGAGCUAAGCUGUUUGCUUAAGCGUGAAAUUGAAUAUACGGCCAUCUGUGAAACUACGUUGCAGGCCUUCUUCAUCUCCUUGGAGGAUUUAUAUGAAGGUUUCGAUGUCUUCUGGCCAUCUCUAGAAUACAAAAUGUGGCUCAAGCUUGCUCUUAGUAUUGCAAAUCAGUAUUUUGAAUCAAGUAUUGCUGGUGAGGAUUUAAAGUUUCAGAAGUGUGUGAUGUUCAAUCAUGCGUAUGUGGAGACUCUGUCGAGCUAUAAUGAAAUGACUCUUAAUCACGUGACCAUGAAACUCAUUAUUCUUGUGUACGGCAAUGUGAUCAAUAGCAAAACAGAAGAAACACAUGUCGCACCCUGCAUCAUUCCUAAGUCUUGUGAGCAGAUCCAGGGAAUUUCAGAUGUAAGCAAGCUUCUCAUAAUCCCGACAUCUGAGCCUGUCAAAAACGACGCGACCUCCCACGCCAUGGUCAACACUGGUCUUCGAACAACCAAGAAAGACUAUAGCUGGAAGAGAAAAGAUGAGCUGCAAGAGCUGAUGUGGAGAAGUCUGAGCAGUGCUAGAAGUUAUGCCUACAUUUGUGAAAGCAAAGGGCUUGUUACCCUGGGCCAGAACAGAAUAGAGCCCAGUUUGAAGGUGGACACCUCUUUAGAAAGUCAUUUUAACGAGACAGCUCUGAUGUGUGGAGCCAGGAGUGGUGUAAAGAGCUUUCGAACAGGUGGAGGCUGCUUAGUUUUGUUUGUCAGUUUGCCACAACAGAGAAUAGUUACUUGCGGAGAGAGCCUCAGUUGUGGAAUUACCUUGAUCGAGUGGGCCCAUGGGCAGUUUUAUGGUGGGGAUUGUCUUGACCGUUAA